CCCUCUGAUCGUCUCGAAUGUGUCAGUCUCGGGCUUCCGUCUGGCGACGGUAGAUGGCAGCAGCGACACGAAGAUAACGGUGGUUCGACUCACCGUGGCCGCGGAGUGACAGCUCGCCGAGCUCGAGCUGUCAUCAGCGGUAUCCGCGCGCGCGUCACGUUACCGUGGUACGCGUUUUCCAUACUGCGAGUAUACGUGCCGGUGCCGGUGACGCGCAGCGUGCUCGUGCCGGUUACGCGGACGCGUCCUGUCAGUGUCACCGGUGAUACCCGUUACGGAAUCGCGUCUUUUUUUCCCCCGUCGAAAAAGCCGAACGGCCGCCGCGCACGGUGGGUGCGCACGCAAGGGAGAACGGCUCCGCUCCGCUCGCCGCCGCCGGCUCGGCCAGUCUACUGGAAGAUUCCAUUGUGAGAGUGGGCUUUCGAAAAGUUUCGCAGAAACCAUCGGCGAGAUCUACACGGACAAUCAUCGCCGAGCCACCGGGACGUCGUUCAGGACAGACCAGGUGCUUCAUGGACUAAAGUAACAUCCUUGGAAGAAAGUAGACUAUCAUUCGGAAAAUCAUUUAGAAAAUUUUGCGGAAAGCUCGGUAAAAUAACGUGUGCGAUAAUAAUGUAAAGGAAAAUGUGAUUCUCGGUUAGUGAUUACUGAUUACGUUGAUACAGAAAAAAAAGCAAGAAACAAACUGUAUAAUAGAAACCGUGAUAGUAAAGUAAAGAGAAGAGGAGAUAGAAGAGAAAGAGAAAAAGAUGAGCACUAUAUAAAAGGUAGAGAAAUAGAAGAAAGAAGAGGAGAGACGCAUUGCGAUCGCAUCCGAUCAGGCUAAAACGUUCUCUCGGUCGAUCGUUUUCUCUGUGGAAGUUGACGAUUACAGUCGCUGUUUCGAAGGAAGAUUGCUCGACGAGCUCGCAAAAUAGGCGAAGGUACCGUCUCUCUGCGAAAAAGAGAAAAGGCGAAUUGGAAGGAAGAAAAGUGUAGAUAUCCCGCUGGUCCAUCGCACACUGUUUAUCCUGGGAAUCGAGCCGAGCGCCCGGGCGCCUCGAUACUCCGUGCGAUUGCUUUCAAAGACGAAAGAAGGAUUUCGCAAGGAUCGGGUAGAAGGAAAACAACGUGCGCGACGAUACAGGAAAAGAGAGAUGUACCGAGAACCGAGCAGUUCGUCGGGCAGCGGCGCCUCUACCAAGGGCGACGAAGUCGAGCUCGUCAGUAGAUUCCUGGCGCCGCUCUGCGCCAGAGACGAAGCGGCAAGGAACAUCGCCCUGGCCGCGGCCAGGACCACCGUCGAAGGAUGGCUGGGUGGCGUCAGCAGCCCAAAUCGCUGGGAGGACGCCGGCGACAUCGAGGACAUCAAGACCGCGAGUGGGAAAUUUUCCAGUUCUCAGGACGGAAGAUACGAUAUGAGCAUCGAACGGUCGCCGACGAGAUCGUCGCCGAGAAGCGUGCUGCAGCAGCAGCAGCAGCAGCAGCAGCAGCAGCUGUUGCACGACACGUUCCGGACGGAAGGCUUCUUUCCGCAAAGCAUCAAUGACAAUCCACUUUCGUUCCUCGAGGAGAACAAUCCGGAAUGCUCGUUCGACUGCGUGGAUGGUCGUCUUUUGAACGAAAGGCGAUUUCGCGAGCGAUACGCCAGCGGCGACGGCGUCGAGAGUUGCAGGUCCGGUCAUUCGACGUCUUCAGACGAGGGUAGUAAGAGUUUCAAUAUCGAAGGCAGAUGCCCGCGCUUCGGCUCGAACAGCGAGACCGAGAGGAAGCAUCCUGGUUCAUCGUCGAGCGACAGAUCGACAAGCGAUGACUAUUGCUCUGGCAGGACGAAGAACAAUUACGUGAAGGUGAAGGGCGCUAAGCAGAAGCAGCUGGAAGAUGAUGAGCUUGAUGCGGAUACCCGAGUGUACGGCAAAAGUCCGAAGUUCGAUGACAACCUGAGCGGCCUCGCGUCAUUCGACUGUCGGAAUCUGAAUCGCCGAGCCAAGAUUGUCGCCAGCGGCGACCUGCUAACGCACGAACAGCGCCGAUACUACGACGCCGGCACCGACGACGACGUCUCUUUCAAUGACAGCGAGGCGGCGCGCAGCGACGGGGUUGUCUUUAACACUCUCGACGGUUUCGAAAACGAGAACGAUCUACCACCUUUCUACCAUCAGGAUAUGAACUUGGAGAACCGCGAGACAGCGGUCUAUGAUGAUAUACCGGAGGAUUCUCGCCGGACGCAGCAAGACUAUUUGCGCAAGAACGAUGAGAGGAAGUUUAGUGCCGGUCAGAUCAAACGGCCGCUCUCGCAGGACGAGGACGUGUCUUCGAAGAGCGGCCGAGUGCUCGAGAGCCCUGAAGUGACACCCGGCGACGUCGGCAGGAUGCUGAAUCUUGGUAACGCCUUGGACGGACCCAGACAAGCACAGGCUAACAAGUAUCUCAGCCUGGUGACGUUGCAUCUGCCGGUGAUAUUGAGGCUCAGCGUUAAUUGUCCCUUCCAGAACGUUAGAAUCAAGUGUGCGGAGAUCCUCCAGAUGGUUAAGGAGAGAGGACUUCCAGUACCGGUUCCCGCCUUCGAUGGACCUAGUGCCUUCGUCCCUCUCUCGGAGUUGCCGGAUCUAAACAACCUCGAUGAAAAGACGCAUGUCUUGUUGAUGGAUGCAUUUCUACAGAACAACAGGCUCGAUCAUGUUUCGAGGGUAAUGUCCUCCCAUCCAUCGUAUUUGGAACAUUUUCUUCGGACCCAGCAAUUCGUUCUUCGGGGUGACGGUCCACUUCCUUAUGACUACAGACAUCUCAUUGCCAUUAUGGCUGCGGGUAGGCACCAAUGUAGCUACCUUAUAAACCUGCAGAAGGGAGAAUUCCUUCUUCAGGGCGGUGACCCUUCAUGGCUCCAAGGCCUUAGAUCGAUUCCGGGGAAGCUGCAAGAUCUCUAUGAGAUCAACAAGAUCCUAGCUCAUAGACCGUGGCUCCUGAAUAAAUCGCACAUAGAGAAAUUGACUAAGGGCGAUGAUAAUUGGUCCUUAGCGGAGGUUGUCCAUGCGAUAGUUCUAUUAGCCCACUUCCAUUCGUUGUCCUCUUUCGUAUUUUCUUGUGGAAUUAACGAGGAAUUGGAUAACGUGACCGGUCAUCAUUAUAAGGAGAACAUCCAGGACAAUAGUAGUAAGAUACCGCCUGCCAAAGAUAAGCUCACGAGCCCUAAAAAGAUCCCUAACGGAGACGGCAAGACUGAAAAUUUACCGUCGCCGCCGUCGUCACCGAGCAUAGUCGGCGAGCAGGAAGUCGGAGUGGAGACUCUGAUGGAACGUAUGAAGCGUCUCUCGGAAAAAUCCGAGUCCUAUCAGAUCACGCAGGAGGAGCUUUCUAAGAGAUUCGAGACUGUCGAGACGCAAUCGGCCGAGCUGGCAGCAGCGCCGCAAAGGAGCAGCUCGGUCCUCGACUCCGAUAUCGGUCUAUUCAUCGAGGAUCCCACUUUCAUCUACCAGGAUUUCGCCAAGCGCGGUCAGUUGAACGACAUACCGACCUUCCGCGUCCAGGACUACUCCUGGGAUGAUCAUGGUUACUCCUUGGUGAAUCGUCUGUACAAUGACGUCGGUAAUCUUCUCGACGACAAAUUCAAGACCGCUUACAAUUUGACAUACUAUACUAUGGGCACGCACAACAAGGUCGAUACGUCGCGCUUUAGACGGGCGAUCUGGAACUAUAUACAGUGUAUGUUCGGCAUCAGGCAUGACGAUUACGAUUACAAUGAGGUGAAUCAAUUGCUCGAGCGUAGCCUCAAAACUUUCAUCAAGAGCGCCGUUUGCUAUCCGGAGCGCGUUACAAAGAGGGAUUAUGAUCGCGUCAUGAGGGAAUUCAAACACAGUGAAAAGGUCCACGUGAACCUGAUGAUUCUAGAGGCUCGCAUGCAAGCAGAACUGCUGUAUGCCCUUCGUGCCGUGAUGCGGUAUAUGACCUAAAGCGAAGUUCCGCGUCGCUCCCUCGUUUGUCCGCUGUCUGUCAGUCUGCAGUUUGUCGAUUUGUUUUCUCGCGCCACGCUCCAUGCCGUAAAUUCGCAGACUUCAUGCGCGCGGCAUAGAAGGAGCAGACAAGCGCGAUAUCAUCGAGUCUUAUACAGAACAUCACAUACAUAUGCACGCGCUAUCAUAAGGCCGCUUCAACGUCGACUCGUGAAUUGCGGCGAUAGCGAGCAAUCGCGAUUCUUCAGCGAGUGCUGAAAAAGGCGAUAGUGGAAGAGCAAAAGGAAGAAGAGAAAAAUGCUAAUUGUGGGGAAAACAGAAGAUCAUAAUAUUUGGCCAUUCAGCUGCGCUUUUGGCGCGAUUCUUCCGAUGGCGCCUCAACGACGAGACCAACGCGUCUUUAUUUCUCAUGCGGCUCACGAACAUUGUCGAUUGCACGUUUCGUCUAUUCGCGUAAUAAUAAAGUAGAGUUGAUGGCGAAUGGAGUGUUUCUCCGCACUUGUUUGAGAGAAGAUUGUGAAGAGAUCAUAAAAAACGGAGGAAGAAAUUGUGCGAACAGACAGGAAGACAUGACAAGGAGAGGAAAGAUUUAUAAUUUGUUUUGUACAUAGACACUCGUAUUUUUCUACGUUCGACAUUAUAGCAGACUGUUAUUUGUGCGUUUCGUUUACGUUUCAGAUCUGUUAAAAAAAAAAGUUUGCUCUCGCCUUAGAAGCUUUCAAAUCGCGCUUUUAACUUGACACAUAACACUACACACACACACACACACAUUCUUAUGUUUGCAAUUACCACCUUAUGCGCGGUUUAUUGAAGAAAACGCAUCACUGCAACAUGUAUUCAUAUAUCAAGCAAGAGAAAAAACUCCGCGCAGAUAUUUCGUUUCUUCUUUUGUGUCGGAUAACUUAUGGAGAAAUGGGAAAUUAAUCGUAAGGCUAAAUUAAGAAAAUAUAUUAACUCUAAUUCCGUCGUGAUUUUAUCCUUUUCCUCGGAUCCGAUUUGAUUCGACUUCUCCGAGUUCUCAUGCUUGUGGCGUACACCUCGAGUUAUCGGAACGUCGAAUUAUCGCAUGCGACACAACGCGCGUCGUCGCGAACGUCGGACCGAGAAAUUGUCUUUCGCGCUCUGUAUAUAUCUAUAUAUAUGUAUGUAAUGCGUUUUAUCUUCGUUUCAUUUUGACGAUACCUAUCCCGUAUCAAAAAAAAUACCCGUGAAAAAGCUAACAUAAAAUUGUACCUACUUACCAUUCAUCGUACGCGUGUGUCGAGCAAACCUUAGACUGUAGGACGAUCCGCAGCCGCGUGCAUGGGCGUGCAGAUUAUGUUACGAGUACGCGACCGCGGAGAAAAGAAAUGCCUAUCGGCUGUGUUUAUUUACCGAGGGAUGAUGCGCCGCUGUUGUUUAGCCGAACGCGAAGAGCGUUGCAAAUUCGCUUUAACCCAUGCACCAUCUAAACCUGCUUUUCCACCUUGAGAUUAGCGAUGGAAAGUCACGUUCGCGUCGAGCUUUACGCGAGAAGAAAAUUCGUUUGGUGUCUCGAAAGAAAAGCAGAUUAUUGUAUCCAGAUUGUUGUGCUGAGGGCUUACGCUUGAAGAAGCAGGAAAGAAGUGUCGGCUUGGAGAACGUGAUUCGGGAUUUUAUCCGAAUUUUGCGUGCGCCAUUGAAAGAACUGAUCGAUUCUAUAUGAACACCAAUUUCUCGACGCCCGAUAUUACGCGCGCGCGCGAGGGCGCUUAUCAACGAAUUUCGAUGCCUUCGGCGUAGCGUUCUAAUGAAACGUUAUAUAGAAAGGAAAGAAAAGAAAGAGUGAGAGAGAGAGAGAGAGAGAGAGAGAGAGAGAGAGAAAGAAAAGUUUGAUAAAAAGCGAUAGGAAUCGCGACGCACGGCUGAUGGAGGAGCCCUGUCCCUUCUUCGGCGAUUAUUGAUUGCAAUCGUGCGGGGAUGCCGUUUGUUCGAUGUGAAAGUGUUGUGUACGAAGAGGAUCGAGGCGAGGCUGUUUAAACAAAUCAAAUUCUUAUAAUAGAUUGUUAAGGUAUAUACAGACACGCAACAUACACACCUAUACACGUACAACACAUGAUACACACGAAAAGAACGUGGCACAAACUAUUACACGCGAAAUAUACGUGUUCUGUGAUCGCAUAUAUCUAUAUAUAUGUAUACACACAUACACAUAAAAAAGCGAAUAUAUAUAUAUGUAUAUAUAUAUAGAUACAUAUAUACGCAUAUUUACGAUUAACUCGGCGAAAGAAAGGGAGGAAGAGCGAGAGGGAGAGAGUGAUGCGCGUGGCAAAUGCGUAUGAAGUGCGCACGUAAUUGGAAGUUUGAUGAUUCUACCUGUAGCAUUUGUAAUUAGGGUGUCUCUUUAUUAUAUAAUUGUGCACGUGUGUGUACGUAUGCGCGGGCGCGCCUCGGAUAAUCGAUUUAUUUACGUGCGCGUUCAAGGACGUGAUAAUCAGUACUUUGGAAUAUGAACGUGUUCUCCGUGAACGAUCCUUUGAUAUCGAUUCAGCGAACGAUCGACUAUAAAUGGUACACACAGUGAGUAAAAGAUCCUGCGAGAAAAUUGAAAUUGAUGCAAUUUCAGUAAAUUAUGA
Messenger RNA from Trachymyrmex septentrionalis, 6523 nucleotides. It is a transcript of the gene Sesn, whose product is annotated as sestrin homolog. Bases 1137 to 3929 code for a protein of 930 amino acids. Gene Ontology annotation, biological process: negative regulation of TORC1 signaling; regulation of response to reactive oxygen species; positive regulation of macroautophagy. Lineage: Eukaryota; Metazoa; Arthropoda; Insecta; Hymenoptera; Formicidae. The transcript has 12 exons. The record is from RefSeq and is a predicted model, not a curated record. Gene Ontology annotation, cellular component: nucleus. Gene Ontology annotation, molecular function: oxidoreductase activity, acting on peroxide as acceptor; L-leucine binding.